AUGGGCCAGAAUACCGAUACACCAGCAUAUCUGAGCUCAGAAAAUGCCAGAUACACCCUCGGCAUUCAUCGUGGCCCACUGGUCUCCAAAAAUGUCGACGAAGGCGCUCAGCUCGCCCACGUCGAAUCGGUCGGGGGGAUGUCGUUGGAGACGAGGAAACUGAAGAAAAGAGAGAAGCUACAGCGACACUGGAAGCGAUUCUGGUGUCUGCAUCUCUUGGUGACGAUCAUCUUCCUGGCCAUUUUCUUGCCCAUCCUAUUCUUGGUGAUCAUUCCUGCCAUAUCCCAGAUGGUUGUCAACAAAUCCAAAUUAGUAUUGGUCAAUGCGUCCGUCUUAAACCCGCGACCGGACAAGAUUGCAUUGACCCUGGUGUCCAAAUUGGACCUUAAGAUCGCACUACCAGUACGAAUUGAUCCGAUCACAUUGGAUCUGUAUGUUCCCGACGCCGGCGUAAGCAAUGCAUGGGGCCAGGCUCAUAUUGACGGCAAAGUCAUCAAGGGCAACAGCAGCUUGGGCGUGACCGAUGUCGAGACACCACUGCUGAAUGCGACCUCCUGGCAAGCAUAUGUGAAUAAUGUCGUGUUUGAGAAAGAAACCGCACUGGCAGUCAAAGGAACGACCAACUCAUACUUGGGUAAGCUGAAGUCCAAGGUCACCAUGGACAAGGACAUCGUAUCACCAGUAUUGAACAAAUUCAAAGGAUUUACAAUCUCCGACACUGGACUGGUUGCAUCCCGCGAAGACGGCACCAAUCUGGUUGGCAAUGCCACGCUUCCCAAUCCCUCAGUGCUGACACUCGAUAUCGGCGACAUCCUGCUCGACGUGAAAAGCGGUGACAUCGUCCUUGGAAAUGUGACCCUCGAGGAUGUCACCCUCAAACCAGGCAACAACACCUUCCCUCUAGCUGGAAUCCUUGACAUAGGCACCAUGCUCAAGAAACUCCGUCCAGUGCUCGCGUCGCAGGCCUCCGCGCUCAAAACUGGCAACUUAAAAUUGGAUACAGUGACUCGAUCCAUCCACUGGAAGGGGGAACUGGUGCCAUACUACACCAAUGCAAUGAAACAGGUAACGCUGACGGCUGAUGUGGCAAUUGCCGAUCUACUCAAGAACACUCUCCACAACCUUCUCAGCGGCAACCAGACCGUCAGUGAUAUGCUUGGCUCUAAUGGCGAGACGAGCGAUCUACUCGCCACACUUAAGAGCGGCACAAAGCGCAGUGAUGACAGCGACGACAGCGCGUCCUCCGACGGCUCCGAUCUCGCAUCGAAGGUCAAGGACCUCGAGGCGCGUGAUAUGUUCCGCGACAUACACCCGACCAAACGGGACUCGAUCAUAGACAGUCUGGCCGGGUUGUACAUGAAGCUGUGA
Molecule: messenger RNA, 1368 nt
Organism: Penicillium paradoxum
Lineage: Eukaryota; Fungi; Ascomycota; Eurotiomycetes; Eurotiales; Aspergillaceae
Product: DUF3712 domain-containing protein
Exons: 3
Coding region: 1-1368 (455 amino acids)
Cellular component (GO): fungal-type vacuole membrane
Source: RefSeq, a predicted model, not a curated record